This is a messenger RNA of Trachymyrmex cornetzi, 2522 nucleotides long. RefSeq names its product cyclin B3 (gene CycB3). The record is from RefSeq and is a predicted model, not a curated record. The coding region runs from base 247 to 1722 and encodes 491 amino acids. The transcript has 7 exons. NCBI's taxonomy places the organism in Eukaryota, Metazoa, Arthropoda, Insecta, Hymenoptera, Formicidae. Gene Ontology annotation, biological process: mitotic cell cycle phase transition. Gene Ontology annotation, molecular function: cyclin-dependent protein serine/threonine kinase regulator activity.
ACCGCAGCCACCACCGUGAGCGAGUCGCGAGAGACGCGCGAACGGAAGGAGCACAGCUGUACGGCGCGUGGCAUGCCAAGACCUUGUGAAACAAGCGACCUUUCGUCGUUCGCACGCGGAUAUACGAGGAUCCCGAGUCACGUAGGUACACACGAUUCACGCGUUCCUGGUACAUGCCAAGCGACCCGCAUGGAAACACGCAAUUAGAUAAGGGACAGACGUACCAAAGUUUAUCAUAUCCGAAAAAUGGCACCUCCAAAAGUAUUACUUGGACAAAAUAGACAAAACGGCACUGCAACCUUGAGGAAAGGAAUAACAACCAGGAGUCAAAAUUCUUUAUUGAGCAAUGUAUUAAAACCAUCCAAUACAGGCAGAGUAACUCGCAUCAAGCGAAAAUCAGAUGUAUUUUCGCCACCUAAAGAAAAAACGAACAAGAGAUACGCUUUUACAAAUAUCACCAAUGCCAUUACUACGUCGCUAGUAGGGCAUAAUCCAACAAAAAAGAUAGUUACUCAGCCCAAACCAGUUGGAAGUAACGUUGCUUCAGAGAAACCUGCAGAUGUUACUACAUCAAAAGUUGUACCGGCGAAAGUAAAACCGGCGACUCGUAUUAAGUCUAUUCUCAAAAAGGAUGAUAAAACAGAAAUUAUUAACAAAGUUGUAAAUAUUAGACGAAGUGCAGAUUUAGAAAAAUCUGAGGAUAAUUCGUUAUACGUCAGUGCUUUGGAAGACGUUAAUGAUAGCAUAAAAAAGACUCGCAGGAGUAGCAAUAACAAGGUUGACGAAAAAACCAACGACAAACCAACAGUAAUAGCAGAAGAAAAAGAACCCACAUCUCCUACGAAUGAGAAUGAAGUUUCCGCCACUACUUUAUUGAUUGCCAUACCUGUAAGAAAAUUACCCGAAGGCGUUCAAUGGGACUUUGAUGUUGAAAAUUGGCUAGAUCCAUACCAGGUAUCACCCUAUGCAAUGGAUAUUUUCGAAUACCUGAAGGAACGAGAACAUCUAUUCCCCAUCGGUGAUUACAUGGACCGGCAAGUAUGUCUCUCGCAAUGGAUGAGAGCGCUACUAGUCGACUGGAUGGUUGAGGUUCAGGAGUCAUUUGAGUUGAACCAUGAGACCCUAUAUCUGGCUGUAAAACUUGUCGAUUUAUAUCUGACAAAGAUGACAGUUGGGAAAGAGACUCUACAAUUGCUCGGCGCUGCAAGUCUUUUCAUAGCAAGCAAAUUUGAUGAAAGAAUACCACCAAUGGUGGAAGAUUUCUUGUAUAUAUGUGAUGGCGCUUACACACAGAGAGAGCUGAUAAAAAUGGAAAUGAAUGUUUUAAAAGUAGUCAAUUUUGACCUGGGAAUGCCUCUUUCUUACAGAUUUCUUCGGCGUUAUGCUAGGUGUGUCAAGGUCUCCAUGCCUACGUUAACUCUGGCUCGGUAUAUAUUGGAACACUCGCUGAUGGAUUAUACGAUGAUCAGGUUUAGUGAUAGCAAAAUGGCAGCGGCGGCAUUGUUACUAGCAUUGCUAAUGAAAGAUCUAGGAGGAUGGAAUCCAACAUUAGAAUACUAUAGUGGUUAUAAACUGGACGACAUAAGAGAUAUUUGCAAUCUUCUGAAUCAAAGUUUACAUAGGAAGCAGAAAGAAACAUUAAAAACUGUCCGCAGCAAAUACAGCCACAAGAUUUUCUUCGAAGUUGCGAAGCUGCCUCUAAAAGAAACUUUAGACAUAUGAAUAGAAAAAAUACAAUUAAAAAUGAGGGUGCGCUCCCAUGGGAUGCGGAACUGCGAACCGUUUAUGAUUGGUUGUGGCUUCAUUCCGCUCCGCUAAGUGUUUCCCAUUGAGCGGAAUGCGCAAUUAGCGCUGACAAAUCACAAAAGCCUUCUGUAUAUUAUUUACGAUAUUCAUUUUCUGACCGUAUUGACGUCCGUAUUUAUUUGUAGGCAGAAGCCAUUAAUUUAAUAAGAAGAUACAGGGACACCGCGAGUAGCUACGCGCUUUCAAACGGUUCGACUUGUGAUCUAUAGCUCGAUUCCACGUGCAUCUUGCGUAUUAUUUACGGCUCUUUCCGUUUCUGAUCUGGCUCUUAAUCGACUUGCCUUCGAUUAAGUAUACGUUUUUGUAGAAGACAGGUUUUCUUCGUUUAAACCAAGUUAGCGUCGUUGGCGAGAGAGAGAUCCACACGAAUCCACUAAAAAAACUAAAACUGCAGAAAAGAAAACGACGGAAUCGGCAGAAUAAAACUAUUAUCAAUCACGAAUAUUCUGCAGUUCCGCAUCCCAUGGGACCGCACUCUAAGGAAACUGAAGUAACUAACUGUAAAAAAGAAAGUACCAGAAAUUCAAUACAGAGACAUAAAUUAUCUUAGUAGAAUGACAAUAGAUAUUAAGACUAGUCGUAACAUUUGUUGGACAGCUUGAAUGUUUGUUAAGUGUUGUAAUACUAGCACGCGAAUAGCGACGCUACUCUCUCUAAAUUGUAUAAUGCAUGAAACGAAAGCGGAAACGUAAAAAAUCUCGAAUGUAUGUCAAAAA